AGGCAGUAUGUCGCCAAUAGUCUUCAGUUGUAGAAAUGGCAGCGCUGAGACAGGAGCAUCGGUAUGGGCUCUCCUGUGGCAAAAUCAACAAAAACACCCCGAAUCAAACUAAUCACGUCAAACUCACUGACACUGCAAUCCGGACCCUCGAAGCCUACCAGAACCUGAAGGCAUCACUAUCAAAUCAGCCAGCGAUUUGCUUCAAGGGGAGCCAGGGGUACGUAAAAAUCCCAGCUCCAGCCCCUGAAUCUCCUGAUGGAUUCAGAGUCUUCUCAUUCUACCUUUCCAGUGACAGCAAAGACAAGCCUCAGUCCAGCUUUGACUGCAUUCACCAGUAUGUCUCAGGGGAGGGCAGGGAUCACCUGGAAGGACAGGGCAGUAUUCAGGACAAGAUCACAGUUUGCGCCACAGACGAUUCCUACCAGACGACUCGGGAGCGCAUGUCUCAGGUGGAGAAGGACAUCUGGAGCCGCUCAGCAAUUGAGAUCAAGCCGGGGCCAAGUAAGUAUGUGAAGGUCCAGAGGAAGCAGGGUCUAGUAUCAGGCUCAGAUAGCAGCAACAAGCACUCCCCCAGCAAUAAGAGGAGCCUGGUUCCUAGCCCUGUGGCACACCGGCCCUUAAGGGAUCGCAUUGUUCAUCUCCUGGCCUUAAAGCCCUAUAGGAAACCUGAGCUGCUACUGUGGUUGGAGAGGGAGCGGGCCAGUCCAAAAGACAAGGCUGAUCUGACCUCAGUACUGGAUGAGGUUGGUAAACUGAACAAUAAAGACCACAGCUACUCUCUGAAGGAUGAGCUCUACAGACACGUACAGAGAGACUGGCCUGGAUAUCUAGAGGAGGAGAAGCAACUCAUUCAUAGGCUCCUGAUCAGGAAACUUCAACCACUCCACAGUAGCCAGUUGAAGAGUCCCCAGUCCAACCAUUCAUUCCACAAAACUCCCGGGGACUCUCCUUCACAUCUAAGUCCUGCCAAGAAUCUUUCCGUGAAACGCCCGUUGCCCUCGGACCCAUCAAACGGUCAGACCCCCAAAAAACAAAGACUAUUAGACCAGUGUUUGCCUGUGCAGUCACCGUCUAAUGGAGACUACAGCGCCAAUGGGGCUCGUAGCUCCUCAAGUCAUGGAAACUCUAGAGUACAGAUCAAACUGGAGUUCGACAAAACCAACAAUCAUCUCCAGGGGAGCCCAAAUGGUCUGUACUCGCCUCACAAACUCAGCGGCUCAUCUAAUGUUCCCAAACUGGAGAGGACAGAGCCAGCUCCUACUGCACCCAGCCCUAAACCCCCACACAUUGACCAACAUCCCAUUUGCAUUGACCAAGUGUUCACCAACGGGCAACAGAAAAAGAAGAGGUCCAAAAAGCACAAAGACAAAGAACGAGAGCGCUUAAAACCAGACUGGAUUGAGACGAGUCCAGACUUGAAGCAAAACAGAGAAAAUCUCAAAGACCAUGAGGGAGAGAAAACACCUGUCAAUCGAACAUCAGCAGAGGAACUGCCUGACUAUUUAAUAAAAUACAGCACAAUAACGGCACUUGAGCAGCGGCAAGAGUAUAAGGACGACUUCUGUGCAGAGUACGAUGAAUACAGAGCUCUUCAUGACCGGAUUGGGGCUAUCACAGAGAUGUUUGUUCAGUUGGGUUCAAAGAUCAACACUCUCUCCCCGGGGACACAAGAGUACAAGCUUAUGGAGGACCAAAUACUACAAAAGUACCGAAAGUAUAAGAAAAAGUUUCCUGGGUAUCGGGAAGAAAAGAAGCGAUGCGAGUACCUCCAUCAGAAACUGUCGCAUAUCAAAGGCCUGAUCACAGAUUAUGACCGAGCACAGGGACUCUCCUAGUAACUGGCUUCUACCCUCAACAGGGUGUACUAUGACUGGACCAAAAGACUCCUGAUGGACCCAAAGACUGCCCAGCUGGAUCCUGGAGUUGCUACACUACUCACUUUACUCCUCAGAGUGUUGAUGGAAUCGAGGAGCAUGGUUCUUUUCGCUAGUGGGCGGAGACCACCAACUCGUGAUCAAAUGUUGCCCUUUAACAUUAUGGUUUUCAACUAUGAUUAUCGCUGUAAUGGCUUUAUUCUGUUCUGCUGUAAAAUUGUCCGAUGACACAGUGAAAGCCAAAUCCAUUUUUCUAAAAUGCAAAGCAUAUGUGAUCUUUUUCUGGCUAAUUGCAUUAUUCUGUCCUUUAUCUUGUCAAAUAAGUGUUGAUUUAUAAAAAAAAAAAAAAGAACAAGUAUUAAAUUGAUGGUACAAUCAAUCUUAGAGGGAAACAAAUUAUACUAAAGUCUUUAUAUUUAUCAUACAGAUGAAUCUGUUUAUUUGUUAUUUGCUGAUAGAAAAUCAACACAUCCAAUCACAUCAUUAAUUCUUUAGUU
Messenger RNA from Etheostoma spectabile (orangethroat darter), 2371 nucleotides. Its product is annotated as RNA polymerase II elongation factor ELL. Gene Ontology annotation, cellular component: transcription elongation factor complex. Gene Ontology annotation, biological process: snRNA transcription by RNA polymerase II; transcription elongation by RNA polymerase II; positive regulation of transcription elongation by RNA polymerase II. The record is from RefSeq and is a predicted model, not a curated record. Gene Ontology annotation, molecular function: cis-regulatory region sequence-specific DNA binding. NCBI's taxonomy places the organism in Eukaryota, Metazoa, Chordata, Actinopteri, Perciformes, Percidae.